Molecule: messenger RNA, 2775 nt
Organism: Apus apus (common swift)
Lineage: Eukaryota; Metazoa; Chordata; Aves; Apodiformes; Apodidae
Gene: SMU1
Product: SMU1 DNA replication regulator and spliceosomal factor
Exons: 12
Coding region: 67-1608 (513 amino acids)
Biological process (GO): mRNA splicing, via spliceosome
Cellular component (GO): precatalytic spliceosome
Molecular function (GO): protein binding
Source: RefSeq, a predicted model, not a curated record
CGGCGCGGGGAGAGGCCGGAAGCGGCGGGGCCGGGGGCGCUGCGGGAGCCGUGAGGGCAGCUCAAGAUGUCGAUCGAGAUCGAGUCCUCCGACGUGAUCCGGCUGAUCAUGCAGUACCUGAAGGAGAACAGCCUCCACCGGGCCCUCGCCACCCUGCAGGAGGAGACGACCGUGUCCCUCAACACCGUGGACAGCAUCGAGAGCUUUGUGGCCGACAUCAACAGCGGGCACUGGGACACGGUGCUGCAAGCCAUACAGUCGCUGAAGCUGCCUGACAAGACCCUCAUUGAUCUCUACGAGCAGGUUGUGCUGGAGCUGAUUGAGCUCCGGGAACUGGGUGCUGCCAGGUCACUCCUGAGACAAACAGAUCCCAUGAUUAUGCUGAAACAGACCCAGCCAGAGCGCUACAUCCACCUGGAGAACCUUCUGGCCAGGUCUUACUUUGAUCCUCGUGAGGCAUACCCAGACGGAAGCAGCAAGGAGAAGCGCAGAGCUGCCAUCGCACAGGCCUUGGCUGGAGAAGUCAGCGUGGUGCCUCCCUCUCGUCUUAUGGCCUUGCUGGGACAGGCACUGAAAUGGCAGCAGCAUCAGGGCCUGCUUCCUCCCGGUAUGACGAUUGACUUGUUCAGAGGCAAAGCAGCUGUGAAAGAUGUAGAAGAGGAAAAGUUCCCCACGCAGCUCAGCAGACAUAUUAAGUUUGGGCAGAAGUCGCAUGUGGAGUGUGCUCGCUUCUCCCCGGACGGGCAGUACCUGGUCACUGGCUCUGUUGAUGGCUUCAUUGAAGUGUGGAACUUCACUACUGGAAAGAUCAGGAAGGAUCUGAAGUACCAGGCACAAGAUAAUUUUAUGAUGAUGGAUGAUGCAGUGCUGUGCAUGUGCUUCAGCAGAGAUACAGAAAUGCUGGCAACAGGAGCACAAGAUGGCAAGAUAAAGGUGUGGAAAAUCCAGAGUGGUCAGUGUCUGAGAAGGUUUGAACGAGCGCACAGUAAAGGUGUUACAUGCCUCAGUUUCUCUAAAGACAGCAGCCAAAUUCUUAGUGCUUCUUUUGAUCAGACAAUCAGGAUUCAUGGUUUAAAAUCUGGGAAAACUUUAAAGGAAUUCCGUGGUCAUUCUUCCUUUGUCAAUGAAGCUACUUUUACCCAGGACGGCCACUAUAUUAUCAGUGCAUCCUCUGAUGGUACAGUGAAGGUUUGGAAUGUGAAGACGACAGAGUGCUCAAACACCUUCAAGUCUCUUGGCAGCACUGCUGGGACAGACAUUACUGUGAACAGUGUCAUUCUCCUGCCUAAAAACCCAGAACACUUUGUUGUUUGCAACAGGUCGAAUACAGUCGUCAUUAUGAAUAUGCAAGGACAAAUUGUAAGAAGUUUCAGCUCUGGUAAGAGAGAAGGUGGUGACUUUGUCUGCUGUGCGCUUUCACCUCGUGGUGAAUGGAUCUACUGCGUUGGUGAAGACUUUGUGCUCUAUUGCUUUAGCACAGUGACUGGCAAGCUGGAAAGAACUCUGACUGUUCACGAAAAAGAUGUCAUUGGCAUUGCUCAUCACCCCCACCAGAACCUGAUUGCCACUUACAGUGAAGAUGGCCUCCUCAAGCUCUGGAAGCCAUAGCUUGAUUUUAUACUGAGCUAUGAAGUGUGCCUGUUAGUCGCAGGUUAUUGGUGUUCGUGCUUUAACAAGUUCUAAAUGCACAUAGUGUGAUACUUGCUCAAUUUUCAGUUCAGUUUUCGAGAGAAUGACAUUUUUACUUCUUUGUCUAAAGUUAGGUAGGUUGAUGCUUAAAUAUAGCAUCAGGUAAUUUCAGAUUUUUAUUUUUACCAGAUUAGCUGAAGCAACUUCAGUGAGAGUGUUUUCUGUCUCCUGAAGUCUGUACUCUUCCUACAGUGUUUAUAGAAGUUAAAUGAGCUGGGAACUAUACACACUUAAAAGUGGUUGCUGACUUCCUAGAAUACAGCAAAAUGCUUCUUUUAUUUGCGUGAAUUAUGUGGAAUGGGAAAGCUGUUUCUUCUCCACUGCUGACACGUAUGCAGAUGAGUCUACUCUGUCCUCAGCUUAAAGGCGGAGGCUUUUUUAGUUCUGUGGGUUUUGCUGUGUUCAAUUUGCAUUAUAAUUUUUUUCAGUUAAAAAUGUUAAGUAGUGUCACACGGCUUCCUUGGAACGAAAUUCUUCUUGCCCAUCUCCCAGCACUUCCUCCAGUAAACCUUCCUAAUGUGGCAGUGAGAUAUAGUUGGGGAUAUUUUUGUGGAUUUUCUUUUUCGUGUGUAUGUUUUUGUUGUUUGACGUUUGUUGUUGGGUUUGGGGUGUUUUUUGUUUGUUUUUGGUUUGUUUGUUUGUUUGUUGGCAUUGUUUAUUUGGGGGUUUUUUGUUUGUUUUUUUUUUCUUCCAGGCUAAAAGGAAUUAUUUGAUCUUUCGAGGUCCCUUCCAACCCCUAUGAUUCUAUGCUUCUAUGAUUACCUGGGCCCUGUUUGUAUAAGUGCAUCAUGUCUUCAGGCCAGCUUUAACUUAAAUGAGGCCUCAGGGGAUCAAUAUCUUAAAACAUGCAGAAGCUGGUUUACACGGGCUGAGUUCGUAGUGCUGUGGUGGUGCGUGUUCAGCAGUUGUUUAAUUUUUUUUCCAGUUUACUCAGUUUAGCUUACUGUUUUCCCAAAAGGGCGUGGCACACUUAAGCUCUAAAUAAUUAUUUGUACGAUUUUUUUAAUAUUUCAUACACCUGUACACCUAGUUGAGGUGAUACAUAGGUCUCAUACUAUAAUAAAAACAAUCUUUUCUGGCUCUUCA